AUGGCUAUCACGCGAUACAACCAACACCCAGAUAUUUUUCUCACCAUGACUGCAAAUCCCAAUUGGCCAGAAAUUACUUCAGCAUUAUUACCACACCAAAAGCCUAUUGAUCGUCCGGAUUUGAUUGCCCGUGUUUUUGAGCUAAAAAGAAAGUGUUUGAUGAAGGAGAUAGAGACAAACAAAGUGUUCGGUAAUAAAGUUGCGCAUGUUUUUACAAUUGAAUUCCAAAAACGAGGCCUACCACAUAUGCAUGCGCUUCUCUUUCUUGAAGGUCCAGACAAAAUUCGAACAUGUGCUCAAGUAGACAAAUUAGUUUGUGCAGAAUUUCUAGAUCCAAAAGAUGAUCCUACACUUUUUGAAACUGUCAAGUGUUGCAUGGUACAUGGACCAUGUGGUGCUCGAAAUCCCCAAGCACCAUGUAUGGAAAAUGGUAGAUGUACUAAGAAAUACCCUCGAGCCUUUGCAAAAUCAACAACUAUGGACCAAGAUGGAUAUCCAAUCUAUCGUCGUCGCAAUAGUGGUCAAGUAUAUACUGUGAGAGGACAGGAAGUUGAUAACAGGGAUGUGGUACCAUACAAUGCAUAUUUUUCUAAACGGUUCAACUGUCAUAUAAAUGUAGAAGUUUGUUCUGGAGUGAGAUGUGUUAAGUAUAUACAUAAGUAUAUUUACAAGGGUUAUGAUCGCACAACAAUGGUUUUGGGAUUGAUUAAUGAGAUCCAACAAUAUCUUGAUGCGAGGUAUAUUGGACCACCAAAAGCUGCUUGGUGA
Camellia sinensis is the source of this 768-nucleotide messenger RNA. NCBI's taxonomy places the organism in Eukaryota, Viridiplantae, Streptophyta, Magnoliopsida, Ericales, Theaceae. The record is from RefSeq and is a predicted model, not a curated record.